Messenger RNA from Lactuca saligna, 312 nucleotides. The record is from the annotation of a GenBank genome assembly. Lineage: Eukaryota; Viridiplantae; Streptophyta; Magnoliopsida; Asterales; Asteraceae.
AUGGAAGACACACCGACAACCAACAUUAGCGGAGAUGCUCACCAAGAAAUGAUCGCAGCAUUCUUAGAGAUAACUUCUGCUACCAAAGAAGAAGCAUCCUUCUUCCUCGAGUUGCACAAAUUCGAUCUCGAUUCCGCCGUCUCCACCUUCUUCGAAGCGGCUGCUGCCAAAAAAGAGACUCUCGUAGUCUAUAUAGGUAGUCUAUCUACUGGACGCAUACAGACUUUCUCAGAUCUGAAUCGACAGGGUGAUAACACCGGAAGUGACUCUGAUAAGCCCCAGGAGUAUUAUACUGGUGGUGAAAAGAGGUAA